AUCUUCUUCUCCGCGAAGCUGUUUGAGUUCUCGACUUCCCACCAUACACAAAACCACAGCUUUCUCUCUCUACAUAUAUAUACACAAACACUUCAUACACAGCUAUUAUUACGUCCGUAUUCACUCCCACAAGAACGCUCUCCCUGCAGUGUCUGUGAGAUGCGCCAAAGGGAUGCAGAAGCUGAUAAGCAGAAAUCCACUUGGUCCCCCGGCAGCCUUAUCCGUUAGCUCUCUCCCUCUCUCUUUCCCCCACGACUUUCUCUCUCUAGGGUUUUACAGGAACCGCCUAACCCCCUUUUCCCCUAAACCCAAACCCCCUACUUCUCCAAUGCCUUCAAUGGCUACUCUCCACCGUCUGCGCCACUCUCCCCUUCCUUAUUCCUCCGCCGGAAGUCCUCUCUCCGGCGCCGGCUCCAAAGUAGUGCCCAAAACCGUCACUUCCCUGCGCGGUAGUUGCCGUAUUUGCCGGUGUUCUCUCGAGAGCGUGGCCCCCGUGAGGGCGUGGGUCGUUCUCAAGCAGGAGAAUGCGCGGGGGGCCCAUGCCGCGUGGUUCGCGACGGUUGCGGCGGGGGAUUCGGACACUGUUGUGCCGGCGCCGGAAGGUGAGGCGGAGGACGCGAGUCACAUGAGUGGUGAUGAGAACAGUAAGGAUUUGAAAGAGCGGCAGGCGAUUAGGUCUCACCGUAGGCAGAGGAAUGGGAGCUCCGGCGCCGGGACAUUACCUGGGAGUCCAGAUUUGCUGACAAUACCCGGUGUCGGGCCGAGAAAUUUCAAGAAGCUAGUGGAGAAGGGCUUUGAAGGUGUUGCCCAGCUUAAGCAGCUAUACAGGGAUAAGUUCUAUGGGACGUCUAGUGGGAAGAUGGUUGAGUUUUUACAGAGUUCGGUUGGUAUCAUCCACAAAAACCACGCUGAGAGCAUUACCACUUUCAUCAAGAAAAGUGUGGACGAUGAGUUAAAGGAGGACCUUGAUUCUGAUGUAAAGGGGAGACAAAAGAAACGAAUUACGUUCUGUGUUGAGGGAAAUAUAAGUGUUGGCAAAACAACUUUUCUGCAGAGAAUAGCUAAUGAAACGCUUGAGCUACAAGACCUUGUUGAGAUAGUUCCUGAACCUAUUGACAAGUGGCAGGAUGUUGGGCCAGAUCACUUUAACAUAUUGGACGCAUUCUAUGCUGAGCCACAAAGAUAUGCCUAUACCUUUCAAAACUAUGUCUUUGUUACAAGAUUAAUGCAGGAGAGAGAAUCAUCUCGUGGUAUCAAGCCUCUCAGGUUGAUGGAGAGGAGUGUUUUCAGUGACAGGAUGGUCUUUGUAAGGGCUGUUCAUGAAGCGAACUGGAUGAACGAGAUGGAGAUCAGCAUCUACGACUCAUGGUUUGACCCUGUUGUCUCAACUUUGCCUGGGCUAAUCCCUGAUGGUUUUAUCUACCUGAGAGCAAGCCCUGAUACUUGCCACAAGAGAAUGAUGCUGCGAAAGAGAGCCGAGGAAGGUGGAGUCUCCCUCGAGUAUUUGCGAGACUUGCAUGAAAAGCAUGAGAGCUGGCUUUUCCCAUUCGAAAGUGGAAAUCAUGGGAUAUUAUCAGUCAGUCAACUGCCACAGAGCUUUGACAAUUCCUUACCUUCAGAGAUUAGGGAUCGAGUUUUUUAUUUGGAGGGUAAUCAUAUGCAUCCAAGUAUUCAAAAGGUUCCUGCUUUGGUCCUUGACUGUGAGCCCAACAUUGACUUCAAUAAAGAUAUUGAUGCAAAGAGACAGUACGCUCGCCAGGUUGCUGAAUUCUUUGAAUUCGUGAAGAAAAAGAAAGAAGUUAAUGCUCCUGGAGCUGGUGAAGAUUCAACGAAGAGUAAUCAACCCGAGGUGCUGCUGCCUGAGAGACCAGGAUUGUGGGUACCUGAGGGCAAAUUCUCGGAGUCAGGCCUAAAAUCUUUGGAUUUUAGACGAACAAUGUCAUUUAUGUCCCACUAGACUAGAGGGAUAUCCUUGCCAGUUGCCACUACCCACGAGAAGGGGUUUGGGUUGUUGAUUAAUCAGUCUGCCUGUAAAAAAGUUGUAGUUGAUUGCUUAGUCUUGAACCUUUGACAAUGUAGAGUUAACGGAUGUUCCUUUGUGGAUGCUAUAAGACACCACCUUUUUGUAUUAUAUGAAAACUAGUGGUUUUGUUUCUUAGUUAGUUUGAUGCUUUUUAACAAA
Ipomoea triloba (trilobed morning glory) is the source of this 2182-nucleotide messenger RNA. RefSeq lists its product as uncharacterized. Gene Ontology annotation, molecular function: deoxynucleoside kinase activity. NCBI's taxonomy places the organism in Eukaryota, Viridiplantae, Streptophyta, Magnoliopsida, Solanales, Convolvulaceae. Gene Ontology annotation, cellular component: cytoplasm. The record is from RefSeq and is a predicted model, not a curated record. The coding region runs from base 173 to 1957 and encodes 594 amino acids. The transcript is spliced from 5 exons.